Messenger RNA from Abrus precatorius (Indian licorice), 240 nucleotides. RefSeq lists its product as uncharacterized. The transcript has a single exon. Bases 50 to 187 code for a protein of 45 amino acids. Lineage: Eukaryota; Viridiplantae; Streptophyta; Magnoliopsida; Fabales; Fabaceae. The record is from RefSeq and is a predicted model, not a curated record. Gene Ontology annotation, biological process: negative regulation of cell population proliferation.
CUCCUCAAUAACUUAAUUUCACACAAGCAAGGUUUGAAGUAAAGAGCAAAUGGCAGCUAAUGUAUUCUCAGUGAGAGGUUCAAAGCUUCGAUCAUGGGAGCGGUGUUCCAAACAAGUUCGACAGCAAAGGACACGGCUUUACAUAAUCUGGAGAUGCACUGUAUUACUCUUGUGUUGGCAUGAGUAAAAUAUCACAGUUUGGUGCCACCCCAAGUGGAAGAAAUGGUUGGUCAAGCAGAA